Molecule: messenger RNA, 1179 nt
Organism: Sporothrix schenckii 1099-18
Lineage: Eukaryota; Fungi; Ascomycota; Sordariomycetes; Ophiostomatales; Ophiostomataceae
Product: chitinase
Exons: 1
Coding region: 1-1179 (392 amino acids)
Biological process (GO): carbohydrate metabolic process
Source: RefSeq, a predicted model, not a curated record
AUGUCGUUUGUCCACGUCCUAACGGCCUUGCUGCUUCUGCUGGUCCACGGCGGCUUCUCGUCGCCGGUGACAUCCUUCACCCCGUCCGACGUCGCCCAGAAUCCGGCCCGCCGAGAUGCUGCUACCACAUACAGCCCAUACACCCUCCCGCGGCUCGUCAUCUACUUCCAGACCACGCACGACGCGUCCGGCCGGCCCAUUUCGCUGCUGCCGCUCAUCACCGAAAAGGGCAUUGCGCUGACGCACCUGAUUGUCUGCUCGUUCCACGUCGGCGCCGACGGCGCGGCGCUGCUCCUCAACGACUAUCCGCCGUCGGACGCGCGCUUCCAGACGCUGUGGCGCGAGGUGCAGACGCUGCAGGCGGCGGGCGUGCGCGUCAUGGGCAUGGUGGGCGGCGCGGCGGCCGGGUCGUUUGCGGCGGACACGCUCGACAGCACCGACAGCGCGACGUUUGAGGCGGCGUACGGCCCGCUGCACGACGCCAUCGCCGCGUACGGGCUGCAGGGCAUGGACCUGGACGUCGAGCAGAGCAUGAGCCAGGCGGGCAUCACGCGGCUCGUGGAGCGCCUCGCCCACGACUUUGGCGACCGCUUCGAGGUCACGCUGGCGCCCGUCGCGUCGGCCCUGCUGCCGGGCGGCGGCGGGCCCAACCUCAGCGGGUUCAGCUACGCGGCGCUGGCCAGCACCAUCGCGGCGUCGCCGGCGGGGCGCAUCGCCUUUUACAAUGCGCAGUUCUACAACGGCUUCGGCAGCCUGGCGACGCCCGACGACUACGAGGCCAUCGCCACCAACAACGGCGUCUUCACCCCCCAGAACGUGCUCCUGGGCCAAAUCACGUCGCCCGCCGAGGGCGGCGACUACGUCGCGCCGGGCACGCUCAAGACGACAGUGGCGGCCCUGCGCGCCCACUACGGCACCGGCUCGCCGCUCGGCGGCGUCAUGGGCUGGGAGUACUUUGACAGCGAACCCGGCGGGUCGUCGGCGCCGUGGGAGUGGGCCCAGGACAUGACGGCCAUCCUGCGGCCCGGGCAGACGCCGGCCAUCGUCAUGACCCAGGCCGAGGCCGAGGAGCUGACGGCGACAUACAAAGCGAGCACAGUCCAGGCGCCCGGCAACAGUGGCGUUCAGCCGGCGGCGCAGGAGCCUGGCCUGGACUACCUGGCCAUGGUAAACGCGUGA